AUGAAGCUUGCGCCGACUCUUCUCGUUGGGAGCCUUUCGAUAGCGGCAGCGUCAGCCCGCUUCCUCGAACAGACAGAGACCAAGACCAGCAACGUGGUUCUCAAUGCCUACGAGCAGUUUCUCAUCGAAACCGCCCCCGGCAAGACGCAGUGGGUGACUGAGGAGGAGAAAUGGGAGCUUCGGCGAAACGGCCAGAACUUCAUGGACAUCACCGGCACACAGAAUCUCGGCGCGGGAAAUCUCUCGGCGAAAAGUACCGUGGAAUAUCCCGACAAGUGCGUCCACCAAGACAGGGUCCAUGUGCUUGCCCAACGACUGGACAAGGCGAAAAUGAGAGCCAACCUCGAGAAGUUCACCAGCUUCCAUACGCGCUACUACAACUCGGACCACGGCAAGAAAUCCUCGGAAUGGCUGCUUCGGCAGGUCCGCUCCAUCAUCAGCAAGGCUGGCGCCAAAAAGACCGUCACUGCCAAACACUUCCACCACGCGUGGAAGCAGAGCUCCAUCAUCGCCACCAUCCCCGGACAGACAAACAGCACCAUUGUCAUCGGCGCGCACCAGGACUCCAUCAAUCUGUGGCUGCCGGUCCUCGCCGCCCCCGGCGCUGAUGACGAUGGCAGCGGUACCGUCACCAUCCUGGAGGUGUUCCGCACCCUGCUGACUUCCAGGGAUCUUGUCAAGGGAAAAGCCGUCAACACCAUUGAGUUUCACUGGUACAGUGCCGAGGAGGGCGGCCUGCUGGGCAGCCAGGCCAUUUUCCAAAAGUACGAGAGCAGCAACUGGGACGUCAAGGCCAUGCUGCAGCAGGACAUGACUGGUUACGUCAGGGGCACCCUCGAUGCCGGUCUGCCAGAGAGUGUUGGGGUAGUGACCGAUUACGUCCAUCCUGGCUUGACCAGGUUCAUCAAGACGGUAAUUGAGCAGUACUGCAAUAUCCCCUGGGUAGAGACCAAGUGUGGCUACGCCUGCUCCGACCAUGCGUCGGCGUCAAAGGCUGGCUACCCAUCCGCAUUCGUCAUCGAGUCGGCGUUUGAGAAUUCAGACAAGCACAUUCACACCACCUCCGACCUGCUCGAGUAUCUUUCCUUCGAUCACAUGCUUGAGCACGCCAAGAUGACUACGGGCCUUGCUUAUGAACUAGCCUUUCACAAUUUCCCCAAGGCUGGUUAA
Molecule: messenger RNA, 1170 nt
Organism: Ustilaginoidea virens
Lineage: Eukaryota; Fungi; Ascomycota; Sordariomycetes; Hypocreales; Clavicipitaceae
Exons: 3
Coding region: 1-1170 (389 amino acids)
Biological process (GO): proteolysis
Molecular function (GO): metalloexopeptidase activity
Source: RefSeq, a predicted model, not a curated record